AUGAGCGGAUUACCAGGCAAGGGCAGGGGCUCUGGAGGAGACGAUAGGGAGGAGAACAAGAGGCGUGGGGCACAAGAUAAGAAUAAGGCACCAGCAAAACCUCGGCCGAAGCGGACCGUAGAGCAGAAAGCAGCCAUCAACCAAAAAAGGCGACAACAGAGAUCAGACAACGCUGAACAGGCGAAACAUAACCUAGAACUGGGGGCUGACCUGCGUAAGGAAAAGGACGAGAGAAAUGCCAAGGAACGCAUUUACUAUGCGCAGAAGAGGAUAGUCGAUCAAGAAGGGGCGAAACAUGACCCAGAUCUGAAGGCUAAGCUGCGUGAGAAAGCGAACCACCAUGCUGCCUAUCAGAGAAAUUACAAAGAGCAGAGGGUGAUUAAGGAGACGGCGCUAUCUUCUGGGAGGCCGGAGACUCCAGCAAGUAUAACGUGGGAGAAGCCAGAAACCCUACUAUCAUACGGCUCACCACAGCCCAAACUUCUGAACUCGAAGAAAAUGGACAUACAGUUUGAAGAAUACGACCCACAAAACCCUGAAGGAAGUAACCUAAAAGUGCCUCAGGUCACGAAACCUCGCACAGAGAAACCUCGCACAGAGAAACCUCGCGAACCUCCGAACUCGAAGAGAAUGGACAUACAAUUUGAAGAAUACAACCCACAAAACCCUGAAGGAAGUAACCUAAAAGUGCCUCAGGUCACAAAACCUCGCACAGAGAAACCUCGCGAACCUCCGAACUCAAAGAGAAUGGACAUACAGUUUGAAGAAUACAACCCACAAAACCCUGAAGGAAGUAACCUAAAAGUGCCUCGGGUCACGAAACCUCCCCCACAGAAAUCUCGCCCACAGAACCCGAAAAGAAGUGACACAAAAGUGCCUCGAGUCCUGGAACCUCGCCCGCCGCUGUCCUCAACUUAUGGAUAUGACGAUCCGCAGACUGGAUAUGCCAUGCAGCCGCCCACAAAUGUCGGACGCGGCGAACAACGGCCAUCGUUUGCCGCUGUUGACCCGGCAAACCAACGACUUUUGGCGUCCCUCGAUGCGAGAGGAGAUCAGGCACGUACUGGGUGGAGACCGGGACCUGCGCCUGCCAAUCUACCCUCUCUUGAUCAGCGUAGAGAGAAUACCGGUCGGCGAUCGAGACCCACAGGUUCGGACCCGAAUCCAGCUGUCACCCUUUCUAUGGGGAAUCUAUCGAUGACCACACGCCCCUCAACGACUGUUUCGCACAGGGGGUCGCGUAACAGUCCACCAGAUAAUUCUGAUGAUCGUGCAACGCGGAGACCGCCAAACUUCAGGCAAAGGUAUACCGAUGAGCAAACCAAAGAUAAUAUGAGUAUGGGGAAGUUUCUUGAAUGA
Alternaria metachromatica is the source of this 1359-nucleotide messenger RNA. RefSeq lists its product as uncharacterized. NCBI's taxonomy places the organism in Eukaryota, Fungi, Ascomycota, Dothideomycetes, Pleosporales, Pleosporaceae. The transcript has a single exon. The record is from RefSeq and is a predicted model, not a curated record. The coding region runs from base 1 to 1359 and encodes 452 amino acids.